UGGAAGCCGAGAGGAGGAGGAGGAGGAGAAGGGGGCGCCCGUCCGCCUGCCCCAGCGAGCAGGGGGGGAAAAAACCCAGAGAGAGAGAGAGAGACACGGAUAGAGAGAGAGAGAGAGAGACGCUCAGCUACCAUGAGCCAGCAAAGCAAGCGCUAAGCGGGCCCAGCGCCGCGGGAGCACUUUUACUUCCCAAGAGCGGAUGGAACGUUGAGGAGGCCACAUCAAAGGGCUCCGGCGGGGGGCAAAACAUCCGAUCGAACGUUGGGACAAACAUCCGAUCGAACGUCGGCGCGGCCAAUCGAACGCCGGGAGAGGCGCGCGCGGAUCGAACGUUCGGAGAGCGCCUCUCUUUUUCUCUCCCACCCCCCCUUUUAUUCCUUUCCUUCCCCACUCUCGCUUUUUUUUUCUCCUACUCCUUCUCCCCCUUUCUCCCCCCCCCCCACCCUUCGCUCCCCCUUUUCUUCCCUCCCUUCGCUACAUUGUAAACCAUUUCCGUUCGACUUACAUUGUUAAAAAGCCGCCGCCGCCUUGGUUGCAGCCGCCGCCACCGCCAGGAGAACAAUAGGAAGGCAGGAGGGGGGACCGGGGCGCCCACCCCGGCUGCGCCCCGGGGAUCUCCAACCCUAGUUGUGAAUGUGACCGCCCCCCCCUCUCUCCCCGCCCGCACCACAAAGCUGAGCAGGACGGACAUUUGAAUCGGUGGGAAUAUGAACCAGCAGCAGAGAAUGGCCGCAGCAGGAACAGACAAAGAACUGAGUGAUUUGCUGGAUUUCAGUAUGAUGUUCCCCUUACCGGUGGCUAAUGGUAAAAACAGACCCACAACGCUUGCGAGUACACAGUUCGGAGGAUCAGCAGGUUUGGACGAGCGACCAGCUUCAGGUUCCUGGGGAACAGGAGAUCAAAAUAACUCCACGUUUGACCAAGUCAGGCAGGGCUAUGGCGAAGGCGCCCACUACGGCGAGCACAGGGACCUGCCGUCCCACAAUAGCAUAUCUUCGUCGUCAUUCCUAGGCUCCGGGAUAGUCGGGAAAGGUACGGAACGAGGCACCUAUCCGUUUGGAAGAGACGCGGGCAUGCCAGCCCUCAACCAGCCUGGCUUUCUGCCCGGCGAAAUGGGGAUUUCGAGUCCCGGCACGCUGUCCCCCACGGGGGUGAAGGGUGGAUCGCAGUACUAUCCGUACGCCAACAAUCCUCGCCGGAGAGGAGCAGAUAGCAGCAUAGACGGACAACCGAAAAAAGUUAGAAAGGUGCCUCCCGGAUUGCCCUCUUCGGUGUAUCCACCCAACUCAGGUGAUGAAUACACCAGGGAACCGGCUGGCUACACACCUUCCAAACCCCCCAGCACUGUCUAUCCUGGAGCCUUCUACAUGCCAGACGGGCUUCACGGCUCUGCGGAUCUGUGGAGUUCCUCCAACGCCAUGAGUCAAUCCAACUACGGAUCUAUCUUGGGUGCUUCUUCCUCCCCACUCCCACAAUCCGGCAGCUUCAGCGGUCUUCACCAGCACGAACGGAUGAAUUAUCAGAUGCAUUCAGGAGAAGUCAACGGUGGCCUCCCAUCCGUCUCUGGGUUUUCCUCAGCCUCCACUCAGUACGGAGUGUCCAGCCAUACGCCUCCAAUCGGCGGGACGGAGAGUGUGAUGGGUAAUCGGGGCACUACAGCUGGCAGUUCAGGGGACGCACUUGGAAAAGCAUUAGCUUCGAUCUACUCCCCAGAUCACUCUAGCAAUAAUUUCUCUUCAAACCCAUCCACACCGGUGGGAUCCCCUCAGGGAAUAACAGGUUCUUCGCAAUGGCCCCGAACCAGUGGACAGGGUGCCUUAUCCCCGAGCUACGAAGGGACCCUCCAUACAUUGCAAAACAAAAUGGAAGACCACUUGGAUGAAGCCAUCCACGUGCUGAGGAGCCACGCGGUGGGCCAGAACAACCACCGGGAGAUCCACGACUUGUUGGCCUCCGCGUCUGCGCACAGCACCUCCGUGGGCAGCCUCAGCCAGUCCUUCCCCCCUGCCUCUGUCUUGCCGAUCGCCAAUCGGCACUCAAACCUGCAGGUGGCAGGAGGUCACCCUGAAGAUGGCCUCUCCAACAAUCCCAGCCUCCUCCACAACCACGUUGCUCUCCCCGCCCAGACCAGCUCGCUCCCAGAUCUCAACAGAGGCCAGUCUUCAGAUGCCUUCAGCGGCUUGACGGGGGGUCUGGGGAGGGCCAGCGUCUCGUCCGGCGCCAGCGACAUCAAGCGGGAAGACAAGGAGGACGACGAGAAUGCCUCCGUGGCCGACAACUCGGAGGAGGAGAAGAAGGAACUGAAGGCAUCGCGCAACAGAACAAGGUGCUCAAUAAACAGUCAAGAUGAGGAUGAGGAAGACGACCUUCUUCCCCCAGAGCAAAAAGCCGAGCGAGAGAAAGAGAGGCGGGUAGCCAAUAACGCCCGCGAGCGCCUGCGGGUCCGCGACAUCAACGAGGCCUUUAAAGAGCUCGGUCGCAUGUGCCAGCUGCACCUUAACAGCGAAAAGCCUCAGACCAAACUGCUCAUUCUGCACCAGGCCGUGUCGGUUAUUCUGAAUCUGGAACAACAAGUUAGAGAACGUAAUCUAAACCCCAAGGCAGCCUGCUUGAAACGGCGCGAAGAGGAGAAAGUGUCUGGUGUGGUGGGAGACCCCCAGAUGGCGCUUUCGGCAUCUCAUCCAGGUCUCGGAGACGGGCACAACCCCGUGGGACAUAUGUAAAGACAAUUUCUUUUCUUCACCUGGAAGCAGACGUCUGUAGGAAGAAGGAAAGGCCGUUUCAUCACACACACACACACACACACUCACACACACACAAACACACACACCCGCCGCGUGUCUGCACCAGAAACUGUAGUCCUGUUUAAAUACCGACGCACGGCAAUGGAAGUUCAGUGUGCUCCUCGAACGUAAAGGAAAAGCAACAACUUUAUCAAACAAACUCCAACUACAAAGAUUGCCUUAAAUGUAUAUUCUGGAACUGUUAAUGCAUAUUGUUCAGUUACCGAGCGGGAUGGGGUGGGGUUGGGUGUGACAUUACAAGUGGCUUGCGUUCACAAAAGGCCAGCAGAAGAAAUUGUGCCUACGCGUUUUUCUUUUCUUUUUUUUAAAAAAAACACAAAACGAAAAACGAGAAGAACAUUAGUUACGAUUUUUUUUUUUUUUUAAUGUAGAACAAACAUAGUAUAAUGCCUUUUUUGGGGUUUUUUUUUUUUUUUUUUUUGGUUUUUUUUUUUAAAAAAGCUUCUUUUGCAUAUAUGUUUUGUAAGCAACAACGAAAAAAAAACGUGUAAAGAGAAAGAUAGAGACUUGAUUCCCCCCCCCUUUUGCUUUUUUUUCCCUGCUGCUGUUUCUAUAGUUAAUGUUGCAUAUUAUUUUUUAAAUAAGGUCAAUCAGAAAUAUUAAAAGUUCGGAUUAAGAGACUGGGUGUUUAAAAACGAAAGAAGAGAGCAGUGGGGUGUGUUUAAGCCGAUGACAUGAGUUUAGCUAGGCCGGCUAAUAAACGCCUUCACUUGGCUAGUAACUUCCAUGAUAAAUCAGGAUGUGUUGAUAUGAUCUCUUUUCCUUUCGGCCACUUUGAAUAUUGGAAGGGUGGCGGUAGGCAACAAAAGGAACCCCUCAUUGGUUCUUUUGCCUUUUCAUCUCAAAAGGUGCGCCCAGUAGUGAUUCUUGAAAGUCUUAUAUUUUGUCCUACCCACCCGUCUCCCCCUAUCCAAAUACUUGCGGUCCCAAUUGAAUGGGAGGUGAACAAACGACCAGCAGAAAUAGGUUUGGUUCCUUUUUGCGGGGGCGUCCCAACCGAAGAGGAUCAUGUCUGUGAAAUAGACACGUCGGGAUACUGGGGAACGCGGACUCAAAAGCGCAAGGUGGCAGGGACUUGGACGUGCUCAGAAGUGUGUUGCAGACGGAAAACAACUCACCUUUUUUUUUUAAAAAAAAAAAAAGCAGCAUCUGAUGCGAACAGAUGCGGAACAAGAGCGAAAGGUUUGGAGCGACGGCUGCCGGGUUGUAGACGGAACAAAGACCCCUUGGGAGAAAAGAAGAACAAAAGAGGGGCGUGGAGAGUCCCAGCGCUGGAGGGGGGUUUCGGUUGUGAUGCAUGCACCUCCCAAAGAAGAUGGGUGCUGUGCCAUCGUUGCGAAGCUCCUGUUUAGAUAACGCAACUCCCCGCGGCAGGGUGGUCAAACUGUCCUGUCCCUGAAUGACAUUCAGGGAGAGCGUCCCCGCUCAGGGUGGACAGAAACAAGGAGAAUCGUCACGUCCCUCUACUUCCAGAUAUGUCACGAUAAGGCUGUGCCCACAUCGUUUUUGGGGUGGGGUGGGGGCAGUUAACCCACACGGUCUCUCGCCCCUCCACGUGGCCGACUUGGGCUGUGUAACUCUGCAACUUUGGCCUCUCAGGGCCAGAGAUUCGGGGCUCGCUCCGGGGGGUGGGGUGAUGAAACCUCCAAAGGUGAGGUUGCAAACCUCGGAGCGUCGGCUUUCACAGGUGGAGGAGAGGAGGACGUGGGAGAAUGAUGCUGCGUGUUCCACCGUUAACUCCAUUCCAGCUUAUGCUUCCUUGAACGCCAGAAGACAAGCCCAGGGCACGGGGUGGCACCUGGAGGACUUUUUCCUGUGGAUCCUGUGGAAUUCUUGCCUUGUGGCAGCCUUGGUCCGGCUGUGAAAAGGAGAAGAGGGCCGGUGCCUCCUUUCCAAAGGGGGACUGGCCAGAGGUAGCCAAGUUGCCCCCAUCGGUUGUCUUGCUCCGUUGCAGAGUUUUUAUUCUCUGACUGUUGGGAUGUGGGCAUUUGUCUCCAUGUUGCCCCUGGGGGAAGUUCCUGAAGGAAGGAAGAGGAAGAAAACCCUACGCACUGCCCGCCCCUGGCCUUGUUCCAUCCCUUCCUUUCGCUGCACAGACUGGUUUGGAAAACCGCCACGUGGUUCAACCUGGGUUACAAGCAGCUUUGCGAGGACUGAGCGUGCAGAGGGCAGGGUGUCCGCUCUCCUGUGGAUGCGAGAACUCACCCGCCCCAUCACCACCCCGGCUGAAUAUCUCUGCAAAGCAGAACAUGUCACGACUUCCAUUUAGUGCCAGAUCUACCCAAAUCUCUUCCCAGGCCACCAGCUCAAAACAAGUUUCUUUUAUUUUCUCUCCCUUUUCUUUUUAAAGUCAUUCUUUGGUUGUUCUUUUUGCUCUUUCGGUUUUGUUUCAUUGUUUGAAAGUAUUUCUGUUCUGUCGAAGGGGAAGCUCGCCUUUCUACGGGGUGUAUCUACACUACAAACUCUAAGCCAGUUUCAAACCGGUUUAUCUAAAGGAAUCCUGCAGUGUCAUGAGGGUACCAGGAAUUCCUUGCAAGGGUCCCCUUUAUCCUACCUAAAGGACCCUUCUUCUUAGAGCUACAAUUCCCGGAAUUCCUGCAUUUGGUAGCCGUAAUAGCUAAAAACGGGUUUGAAACCAGUUUUAAGUUUGUAAUAUAGAUCUAUCCCAAAGAAUCUUGGGAUAUUUAUUUUUGUUGGGGAGGGGGGAGGGGGUUGGGGGGGGUUAGGAGACAAGAAGGGACAACCAGCAAAAAAAAAAAAGUCUUAGGGGAAACAGCGUCAGGCGGAAAUUUUACUUUUUUGUUUAAAAAAUAUAGGGGUUCAAGCACUGCAGAGAACAAAAUGUAACUUGAUUCCUGUUAAGAUAUAUUUUUUUAGGAGGGGCGGGGAGGGCUGUGUAUUUUUCAGCCCUUUUAGAUUGUUUUGAGGGUUCUUUUUGUUAUUGGGGCUUUUUUAUAUAAAAAAAAAUUAAAAAUGGGUCCUUGCUUUUUGGGGGGGAGGCCCCAAUUCAGCUACAGUUAGCCAUGGCUGUGUGUCUCAUGGAAACGAAUGAGGCACCAUAAAGUCCUUUUGCUCUGAGUGGGGUUUUAAGUCAUGUCUAACUGUAUUUGGAUAUGGGCCUUGGUGUUUUGCUGCCUACAUGUAAAUCCAGCUGUACGUAACGGGCUGAGAUCCUUGUUAUUAAAUCAGAUACACAUUAUAGUUUUUAAAGAUAUAUAUAUAGUAUAAAUAUAUAUAUAUAUAAAUAUAUGCCUAACCCCAAUAAAAAAAAAAUGGAAAAAGGAAAAAAGUAUUUUGGGGAGGGAACGGGGGCAGGAUAGAAGGAAAAAAAAAACAUUUUUGGAGCUGAAUCACAAUUUCUGGGAUAGGGGGAACACGGGGGUUAAAAUUGUGUUUCCGAGUGCCUCAAAAUAUGGAUUGUGUUCAUUUUUUAAGAAAAAUAAUAAUUUUAUACAAGUGUCAAGAAGAAGAAAACCCGCUGGCUGGAUUAUUUGGAAUUUUUAAAUAAUCCUUAACUUUUUUAAAAGUAGAAUUUUGAGAACUGUCCUGUAUAUAACAGUAAUGUAGCAAUAAAUGUGACAUUUUAUAACAAUAUUACCUUUUUUUUCUCCCCUCCCCGUAUCUGUCUUUCAGAUGUUGUAUACCUAUCAAUGAAAAAGUUGUAAUAAAGGGUUUACCUUGUACUAAA
Molecule: messenger RNA, 6492 nt
Organism: Elgaria multicarinata webbii
Lineage: Eukaryota; Metazoa; Chordata; Lepidosauria; Squamata; Anguidae
Gene: TCF3
Product: transcription factor 3
Exons: 20
Coding region: 708-2723 (671 amino acids)
Biological process (GO): regulation of transcription by RNA polymerase II
Cellular component (GO): chromatin; transcription regulator complex
Molecular function (GO): DNA-binding transcription factor activity, RNA polymerase II-specific; protein dimerization activity; RNA polymerase II cis-regulatory region sequence-specific DNA binding
Source: RefSeq, a predicted model, not a curated record